Molecule: messenger RNA, 6982 nt
Organism: Dipodomys ordii (Ord's kangaroo rat)
Lineage: Eukaryota; Metazoa; Chordata; Mammalia; Rodentia; Heteromyidae
Gene: Scn3a
Product: sodium channel, voltage gated, type III alpha subunit
Exons: 27
Coding region: 1-6021 (2006 amino acids)
Biological process (GO): neuronal action potential; membrane depolarization during action potential; sodium ion transmembrane transport
Cellular component (GO): axon; voltage-gated sodium channel complex; plasma membrane
Molecular function (GO): voltage-gated sodium channel activity
Source: RefSeq, a predicted model, not a curated record
AUGGCACAGGCACUGUUGGUACCCCCGGGACCUGAAAGCUUCCGCCUGUUUACGAGAGAAUCUCUUGCUGCUAUUGAAAAACGUGCUGCAGAAGAGAAAGCCAAGAAGCCCAAAAAAGAACAAGACAUCGAUGAUGAGAACAAACCAAAGCCAAAUAGUGACUUGGAAGCUGGAAAGAACCUUCCAUUUAUUUAUGGAGACAUUCCUCCAGAGAUGGUGUCAGAGCCCCUGGAGGACCUGGACCCAUUCUAUAUCAAUAAGAAAACUUUCAUAGUCUUGAAUAAAGGGAAGGCCAUUUUCCGGUUCAGUGCCACCUCUGCCCUGUACAUUUUAACUCCACUAAACCCUGUCAGGAAAAUUGCUAUUAAGAUUUUGGUACACUCUUUAUUCAGCAUGCUUAUCAUGUGCACUAUUUUGACCAACUGUGUAUUUAUGACCUUGAGUAACCCUCCAGAGUGGACGAAGAAUGUAGAGUAUACCUUUACUGGGAUCUAUACCUUUGAGUCACUCAUAAAAAUCUUGGCAAGAGGGUUCUGCUUAGAAGAUUUUACAUUCCUUCGUGAUCCAUGGAACUGGCUAGAUUUCAGUGUCAUUGUGAUGGCAUAUGUGACAGAGUUUGUGGACCUGGGCAAUGUCUCAGCGUUGAGAACGUUCAGAGUUCUCCGGGCAUUGAAAACAAUUUCAGUCAUUCCAGGUUUAAAGACCAUUGUGGGGGCCCUCAUCCAGUCGGUGAAGAAGCUCUCAGACGUCAUGAUCCUCACUGUGUUCUGUCUGAGCGUGUUUGCUCUCAUUGGGCUGCAGCUGUUCAUGGGCAACCUGAGGAAUAAAUGUUUGCAAUGGCCCCCGAGCGAGUCUGCUUUUGAAACCAACACCACUUCCUACUUUAAUGGCACAAUAGCGCCAAAUGGGACAUUUGUUAAUAUAACACUGAGCACAUUUAAUUGGAAGGAUUACAUUGCAGAUGACAGUCACUUUUAUGUGUUGGAUGGACAGAAAGACCCAUUACUUUGUGGAAAUGGCUCAGAUGCAGGGCAAUGUCCAGAAGGGUACAUCUGUGUCAAGGCUGGUCGAAACCCCAACUAUGGCUACACAAGCUUUGACACAUUUAGCUGGGCCUUCUUGUCUCUGUUUCGACUCAUGACUCAAGACUACUGGGAGAAUCUUUACCAGUUGACAUUACGUGCUGCUGGAAAAACAUAUAUGAUAUUUUUUGUCCUGGUGAUAUUCUUGGGCUCUUUCUAUUUGGUAAAUUUGAUUCUGGCUGUGGUGGCCAUGGCCUAUGAGGAACAGAAUCAGGCCACCUUGGAAGAAGCAGAACAGAAAGAAGCAGAGUUUCAGCAGAUGCUUGAACAGCUUAAAAAGCAGCAAGAAGAAGCACAGAAAGCUGCCGUGGCAGCAGCAUCAGCUGCAUCAAGAGACUUCAGUGGGAUAGGUGGAUUAGGAGAACUCUUGGAGAGUUCUUCAGAAGCCUCAAAAUUAAGUUCCAAAAGUGCUAAGGAGUGGAGAAACCGGAGGAAGAAAAGAAGGCAGCGAGAGCAUUUUGAAGGAAACAGAGACGGAGACAGGUUCCCCAAGUCCGAAUCAGAAGACAGUGUCAAAAGAAGAAGCUUCCUUUUCUCCAUGGAUGGAAACCGGCUGAGUGGUGAAAAGAAGUUCUGCUCUCCUCACCAGUCUCUAUUGAGCAUCCGUGGCUCCCUGUUUUCCCCAAGACGCAAUAGCAAAACAAGCAUUUUUAGCUUCAGAGGCCGAGCAAAGGAUGUUGGAUCUGAAAAUGACUUUGCUGAUGAUGAACACAGCACAUUUGAAGACAGCGAGAGCAGGAGAGACUCAUUGUUUGUGCCCCACAGACAUGGAGAACGACGCAACAGUAACGUUAGUCAGGCCAGUAUGUCAUCCAGGAUGGUGCCAGGGCUUCCAGCAAAUGGGAAGAUGCACAGCACUGUGGAUUGCAAUGGUGUGGUUUCCUUGGUGGGUGGACCAUCAGCUCUAACGUCACCUACUGGACAACUUCAGCCAGAGGUGAUAAUAGAUAAGCCAGAUGGUACUACCACUGAAACAGAAGUCAGAAAGAGAAGGCUAAGUUCUUACCAAAUUUCAAUGGAAAUGCUGGAGGAUUCUUCUGGAAGGCAAAGAGCUAUGAGCAUAGCCAGCAUCCUGACCAACACAAUGGAGGAACUUGAAGAAUCUAGACAGAAAUGCCCACCAUGCUGGUACAGAUUUGCCAAUGUCUUCUUGAUCUGGGAUUGCUGUGACGCAUGGUUAAAAGUAAAGCAUCUUGUGAAUUUAAUUGUAAUGGAUCCAUUUGUUGAUCUUGCCAUCACUAUUUGCAUUGUCUUAAAUACCCUCUUUAUGGCCAUGGAACACUACCCCAUGACUGACCAAUUCAGCAGUGUGUUGACUGUAGGAAACCUGGUCUUCACUGGGAUCUUCACAGCAGAAAUGGUCCUCAAGAUCAUUGCCAUGGACCCCUAUUAUUAUUUCCAAGAGGGCUGGAAUAUCUUUGAUGGGAUUAUUGUCAGCCUGAGUUUAAUGGAACUUGGUUUGUCAAAUGUGGAGGGAUUGUCUGUACUGCGAUCAUUCAGACUGCUCCGGGUGUUCAAGUUGGCAAAAUCGUGGCCCACACUGAACAUGCUAAUAAAGAUCAUCGGCAACUCCGUGGGGGCGCUGGGAAACCUCACCUUGGUGUUGGCCAUCAUCGUCUUCAUCUUUGCUGUGGUCGGCAUGCAGCUCUUCGGUAAGAGCUACAAAGAAUGCGUCUGCAAGAUUUCCGAUGAUUGUGCGCUGCCUCGCUGGCACAUGAACGACUUCUUCCACUCCUUCCUCAUCGUGUUCCGCGUGCUGUGUGGAGAGUGGAUAGAAACCAUGUGGGACUGCAUGGAGGUGGCUGGCCAGACCAUGUGCCUUAUUGUUUUCAUGUUGGUCAUGGUGAUUGGAAACCUCGUGGUUCUGAACCUCUUUCUGGCCUUAUUGUUGAGCUCAUUUAGCUCUGACAACCUUGCUGCUACUGAUGAUGAUAAUGAAAUGAACAAUCUCCAGAUUGCUGUGGGAAGGAUGCAAAAGGGAAUUGAUUAUGUAAAAAAUAAAAUAUGGGAGUGUUUUCGCAAAGCUUUUUUUAGAAAGCCCAAAGUUAUAGAAAUCCAUAAGGACAACAAAAUGGAGAGGUGCUUGUCCAACAACACUGGAAUUGAAAUCAGCAAAGAACUGAAUUACCUUAAAGAUGGAAAUGGAACAACCAGUGGUGUAGGUACUGGAAGUAGUGUGGAAAAAUAUGUAAAUGAUGAAAAUGAUUACAUGUCAUUCAUAAACAACCCUAGCCUCACCGUAACAGUGCCAAUUGCUGUUGGGGAGUCUGACUUCGAAAAUUUAAAUACUGAGGAGUUCAGCAGUGAGUCAGAACUAGAAGAAAGCAAAGAGAAAUUAAAUGCGACCAGCUCAUCAGAAGGAAGCACAGUAGAUGUUGCCCCACCCAGAGAAGGUGAACCUGAAAUUGAACCUGAGGAAGACCUUAAGCCAGAAGCUUGUUUUACUGAAGGAUGUAUUAAAAAGUUUCCCUUCUGUCAAGUAAGUACAGAAGAAGGCAAAGGAAAGAUAUGGUGGAAUCUUAGGAAAACCUGCUACAGCAUUGUAGAGCACAACUGGUUUGAGACUUUCAUUGUCUUCAUGAUUCUUCUCAGCAGUGGUGCUUUGGCUUUUGAAGAUAUAUACAUUGAACAGCGAAAGACCAUCAAAACCAUGCUAGAAUAUGCGGACAAGGUCUUCACGUAUAUAUUCAUUCUGGAAAUGCUUCUCAAAUGGGUAGCUUAUGGGUUUCAAACAUAUUUCACUAAUGCAUGGUGCUGGCUAGAUUUCCUGAUUGUUGAUGUUUCUCUGGUGAGCUUGGUAGCCACUGCUCUGGGCUAUUCAGAACUUGGUGCCAUUAAAUCCCUACGGACACUAAGAGCUUUACGACCACUGAGAGCCUUAUCCCGGUUUGAAGGCAUGAGGGUGGUUGUGAACGCACUUGUGGGAGCAAUCCCCUCCAUCAUGAAUGUGCUCCUGGUUUGUCUCAUCUUCUGGCUUAUUUUUAGCAUCAUGGGUGUGAAUCUGUUUGCGGGCAAAUUCUACCACUGUGUUAACAUGACAACAGGUGACACAUUUGAUGUUGGCAUAGUCAACAAUUUCAGCGACUGCCAGGCUCUUGGCAAGCAAGCCCGUUGGAAAAACGUAAAAGUAAAUUUUGAUAAUGUUGGUGCUGGCUAUCUCGCUUUGCUUCAGGUGGCCACAUUCAAAGGCUGGAUGGAUAUUAUGUAUGCAGCUGUUGAUUCACGAGAGGUUAAGCUUCAGCCUGUAUAUGAAGAAAAUCUGUAUAUGUAUUUAUAUUUUGUCAUCUUUAUCAUCUUUGGAUCUUUCUUCACCCUGAAUCUAUUCAUUGGUGUCAUCAUAGAUAACUUCAACCAGCAGAAAAAGAAGUUUGGAGGUCAAGAUAUCUUCAUGACAGAGGAACAGAAAAAAUAUUAUAAUGCCAUGAAGAAACUUGGAUCCAAGAAACCUCAGAAACCCAUACCCCGUCCUGCAAACAAAUUUCAAGGAAUGGUCUUUGAUUUUGUAACGAGGCAAGUCUUUGAUAUCAGCAUCAUGAUCCUCAUCUGCCUCAACAUGGUCACCAUGAUGGUGGAGACUGAUGACCAGAGCAAAUACAUGACCCUAGUUUUGUCCCGGAUCAACCUUGUCUUCAUUGUCCUGUUCACUGGAGAGUUUGUGCUGAAGCUCAUCUCUCUCAGAUACUACUACUUCACUAUAGGCUGGAACAUCUUUGACUUUGUGGUUGUGAUUCUCUCCAUUGUAGGAAUGUUUCUGGCAGAUCUAAUAGAAAAAUACUUCGUGUCCCCCACCCUGUUCCGAGUGAUCCGCCUUGCCCGGAUUGGCCGAAUCCUUCGUCUCAUCAAAGGGGCCAAGGGGAUCCGCACGCUGCUCUUCGCUCUGAUGAUGUCCCUUCCUGCCUUGUUCAACAUCGGCCUCCUGCUCUUCCUUGUCAUGUUCAUCUACGCCAUCUUCGGGAUGUCCAACUUUGCCUACGUGAAAAGGGAAGUUGGAAUUGAUGACAUGUUCAACUUUGAGACGUUUGGCAACAGCAUGAUUUGCCUGUUCCAAAUUACCACGUCUGCGGGCUGGGAUGGGUUGCUAGCCCCGAUUCUUAACAGUGGACCCCCAGACUGUGACCCUGAUGCAAUUCACCCAGGAAGCUCAGUGAAGGGAGACUGCGGGAACCCAUCCGUUGGGAUUUUCUUUUUUGUCAGCUACAUCAUCAUCUCCUUCCUGGUGGUGGUGAACAUGUACAUCGCUGUCAUCCUGGAGAACUUCAGUGUGGCCACGGAAGAAAGUACUGAGCCCCUGAGCGAGGAUGACUUUGAGAUGUUCUAUGAAGUUUGGGAGAAGUUCGAUCCGGAUGCGACCCAGUUCAUAGAAUUCGCCAAGCUCUCUGAUUUUGCAGCUGCCCUGGAUCCUCCCCUUCUCAUAGCAAAACCCAACAAAGUCCAGCUCAUUGCCAUGGACCUGCCCAUGGUAAGUGGAGACCGGAUCCACUGCCUCGACAUCUUGUUUGCUUUUACAAAGCGUGUUUUGGGGGAGAGUGGAGAGAUGGACGCCCUUCGAAUACAGAUGGAGGAUCGAUUCAUGGCCUCGAACCCCUCCAAGGUCUCUUACGAGCCCAUCACAACCACUCUGAAACGCAAGCAAGAGGAGGUGUCUGCUGCUAUUAUCCAGCGUAAUUACAGAUGUUAUCUUCUAAAGCAAAGAUUAAAAAAUAUAUCAGGUAACUAUAACAAAGAGACAAUCAAAGGGAGGAUUGACUUACCUAUCAAAGGAGACAUGAUUAUUGACAAACUAAAUGGGAAUUCCACUCCAGAGAAAACAGAUGGAAGCUCCUCCACCACCUCUCCUCCUUCCUACGAUAGCGUCACAAAGCCAGACAAGGAAAAAUUUGAGAAAGACAAAACAGAAAAAGAAAGCAAAGGGAAAGAGGCCAGAGAAAAUCAAAAGUAAAAACAACAAAAAAAGAAACAAAGAAUUUUAUCUAUAUAAUCAAUUGUUUACAGCCUAUGAAGGUAAAGUAUAUGUGUCAACUGGACUCCCAGAGGAGAUCCAUGCCAAACUGACUGUUGCAACACACACUCAUGGUCAGUGCCUACACAAGACAGUAACCUCUCUGUUGGUCCCACGCUGUUAGACAGGGCAUCAACAUUGACAAGAGGUUGCUGUUUUCAUUACCAGCUGACACUGCUGAGGGGAAGUCAGUGGCUACCUGGUCUAUAGGGAUUGUUGUGUGAUCAUUGUAACUACACCAAACACCAUUAUUAGUACAGCUCUCUCAUCCACAUGAUUUUAACUCCACCUCUGCCAUAUUUUAAAGAAUUUGUCCUAGUGGUCGCUGAUUCAUAGUUUAUUCAUAAUACAAUGUCACUAUUUUUGUAAAAUGAGGUUUAUGUUACGGGGAAAUUAUAUAAGAACCCAUGCAUCUAUUCCAAAGGCUCUCCAAUAAUUAGAAAAUAAUUAUUUUGCCUAUUGGAUAAAAUUCUUGCUCCAAACCAGAAAAAAUUCUAAUGUUAAGCAGUUGCAGGUACUUCCAUUUUCUACACGGCUUUAAUUUUUUAAGUGUUCUAUUCAUUAUGUUAGUUUCUAUCUGAGCAGUUACAUGCCUAUAAAGUCUCUUCUAAUAUUUAAAGGAUUAUUUUUAUGCAAAGUAUUCUGUUUCAGCAAGUGCAAAUUUUAUUCUAAGUUCCAGAGCUCUAUAUAUUUAAUUUUGGUUAAAUGUUCCCCCUCCCCAAAAUAUAAUGUAAUAAAUUUGUUCUAAAAAUGUAUAUCUAAAGUAUCACUUUAGAAUAGUCCUUCCACUUUCUGCUGCAGUAUUGCUUUGCCAUAUUCUGCUCUCAGCAAGGCUGACAAUAUGUAAAUAGUUAUUUUAUCCUGUGGUGCAUGUUUGGGCAAAUAUAUAUGCAUAUAUAUA